Molecule: messenger RNA, 2401 nt
Organism: [Torrubiella] hemipterigena
Lineage: Eukaryota; Fungi; Ascomycota; Sordariomycetes; Hypocreales; Clavicipitaceae
Source: the annotation of a GenBank genome assembly
CUCAUCAAGUACCUUUUAUUUUCACCCCGCUCGUCAGCUAAACCGGAAGUUCUGACAUUGCUAUUCGCUGUCGAAGAAUAUUUAGACUGCUUAUGAGAAAUUUAUAAAUUCAGGGUCAGCUUCCAAUCUGCGUAGCUGCUGAACCCAAGCUUAGUCAAGAUUCAUAAUUGCUGAUGAAUGCCGUUGUAGGGCGAAACAAGCUGCUACAAAAGAGACUGCCCCGCACCAUGGCCGACGACCGGAAGGCGUUGCCCAAGAUCCCAUCUUCUUGAAUAACGUGGAUCGAUACGAGAAUAUAAAAGCAACAUCGAGGCAUUAAUUCGUACUGUAGCCUAUCAAUCCAGCAAAUAUGUCUUCCUGGACUCACUUAAUUCGCUUUGAAGCUGUCGAGGAUGGCCGAGUUCAUCUUGGGCAGCUUGUCGACACAAGCCGUGAUAUUGGACUCGAUUCUGUUGAGGGAACCCCCAUCAAGGCAUAUCGACUGAAUGGCGAUGCUUUCAAUGGUACCGUCACAAAACAAGUUCUCACCGUCUCCAAACUCCUGUCCCCUGUUUCCAAAGAACAAUGCAAUUAUAUUCGAUGUUUGGGGCUGAACUAUCAUGAUCACGCCAAGGAAGCCAAUAUGGAAUCACCAAAAGCCCCGAUUCUCUUCACCAAGCCUCGCUCAGCAUUGGCAGACCCAUAUCCUUCGGCCGUUGUUAUCCCCAAAUGUGCACAGGACGGCAGUAGCGAUUAUGAGGCUGAGCUUUGCGUUGUUAUCGGAAAGACAGGCCGCGACAUCUCUGAGGAGGAGGCGCUCAACUACGUGUUGGGAUACACGGCUUCAAAUGAUGUAUCAGCCCGAAACUUUCAGUUCAUGACGUCUCAAUGGUCCUUCUCUAAAGGCCUAGACUCCAGCUGCCCAAUUGGUCCCGUCUUGGUGGCGCCAAGUACUAUCCCUGACCCCCAGACCCUGUCCAUCAAGGCUAUAUACAACGGCAAUGUUGUCCAGGAUGGGCAUACAAAGGAUAUGAUCUUCUCGAUCCGACAGCAAAUUGCAUACUUUUCGCAGGGUACAACCCUCGAGGCUGGCACAAUUAUAUUAACCGGCACACCGGCUGGCAUCGGUUGUUUCCGAAGCCCAAAAAUCUCUCUGAAUGAUGGAGACGACAUGCGCGUUGAGAUUGGGUCCAUUGGAACUUUGGUUUCCAAGAUUCGGUAUGACGAGGUCUAGAGUACCAUGCAGCUGAGAAGGGAAUUGUUCUUAAGCGACAAAGAUGGAACUCUACUUCCUGGUUUUAAAGUAGCAAUAUUACCGAGCAAUACAGUUUUUAGAUGUUCAUCCUACUCACGCGACCUGUUGAACUGCUGGCCGGUGCAUAGUGCGGAAUGCGGUGGUAGAUCCGGUCAGCGGAAGGCUACGGCACCGUUAUUAAAGCCCCACUCGGCAAGUCGAUAAAUUGGUGCUUUGCAUACAAGCAUCAAAUGAAUGCUUGAGUCAGACUUUGACAGUGCGGCUGUAUCUUGUCCACCUAGGGUCAUAUGCAUGUUCUGUAAGCGAGGUGCGACAGCAUGCUCAUUCGGGAAGCAAGCCGAUAUCGCGUACCAAGGACAAAGCUCACGUAGCUCCGUUGGUGGUUCGAUAGAUCAGAGCAGGGCUUUUCUAUCAGCAGGUGGGCACAGUGGCCAAAAUAUUGUCUAGGCGAAAUCUUGGCUCAGCGACAUGGGAUGAAAUAAACAAGAUAAACAUAUUACACUAGAGUCGAGAUUUGCAGGGCAGCCAGCCAGUACCAAAGUAGUUUUCACGCACAGUACAGUCUCAUCGCUUUGUCUUGUAAAUUAAAGAUGCAGUAAGCUCGCAUGCGCUGGUGGCUUUCCGUGAAGGGGGACUCACAAAAAGUGGCGUGAUGUUGAAAACUUGGGACCCCGCCGAGAUCCUAAAAGAACGGAGCGGGCGUGCGGCUGGUGCGCAACAAUGGGUUUCCGGCGUGCCGAGGCCGCGGAGAGCGCUGAAGCAGGUACAGUAAAUGAAAAACUAAAUACAAUGCAAUGCUAUAUAGACGAAACAGGAAAGCAAUCAGGCAAGAUGAGCAGAUUCUCGUGCCACAAAGUAGGCAAUUCCAUUCUGAGCGCAACGGUAGCGUCGUAUCAAUCAGAGUCUAAACCUGCGCAGCGGGCAGGCUCCGGCGGCUUACAGGGGAUGUGUGUGGUGGGUUUCCAGCGAAAGAGGAGAGAAAAGGGUGCAUUGCAGGCUGCGAUCAAGCAGGCAAAACUCGGAGCCCCGACGCCACGCCGAUGGUCGCCACUAGUGCAUGCUAGUGGGCGCGCGCAACACGUUAGAGCCAAGUUGGUACCAGUGCACACAUCCGCAACAGGGAGAAGAAGCUCAGUGGGAAAAGGGCAAAGAUGCAAAAUAUCAGAC